CAAGCUCUUGUGACUUGUAUCUUGAGGAGCCGGAGCCGCUUUCCAGAACUUAAAGGAGCAAAAAAUUGUUUCCAGUGAUCCCUGAGAACACGCAUAUUUUCGGAGGCCUUUUGGGGCCCUAAUCGAAGUGCUUUUUCUUAACGAAUUUCUUAAUCGUGAAGCCUGAGCGGAAAUUAAAAAGCGCACGGCAGCCCGAUUUCCAGAGGACCGAGAUUGUGACGAACAACCAGGAAGCGGCCGGGCCGGGAGCUGUCGCCGGUUCUGCGUUCUGCUCUCGAGGGUGCCCCCCGGGGUCCCUCCACGGUGUUCUCCUGUCCCGCCUGGCCCCUGCCACGACCUAGGCUCCGGCCCGGGCCGAUCACUCCGGAGCCACCAUGUCGUCUGACUUCGAAGGCUACGAGCAGGACUUCGCGGUGCUAACUGCCGAGAUCACCGGCAAGAUUGCGAGGGUCCCCCGACUCCCUCCUGAUGAGAAGAAGCAGAUGGUUGCAAAUGUGGAGAAACAGCUCGAAGAAGCAAAAGAACUGCUUGAACAGAUGGAUUUGGAAGUCCGAGAGAUACCACCCCAAAGUCGAGGAAUGUACAGCAACAGGAUGAGAAGCUACAAGCAAGAAAUGGGAAAACUUGAAACAGAUUUUAAAAGGUCACGGAUCGCCUACAGUGACGAAGUACGGAAUGAGCUCCUAGGGGAUGAUGGGAAUUCCUCAGAGAACCAGUUGAUAAAAUUACGUGAAGAGAGGGCACAUCUGCUCCAUAACACAGAGAGGCUGGAAAGGUCAUCUCGGAGACUAGAGGCUGGAUACCAAAUAGCAGUGGAAACCGAGCAAAUUGGCCAGGAGAUGUUGGAAAACCUCAGUCACGACAGAGAAAAGAUCCAGAGAGCACGUGAAAGACUUCGGGAAACAGAUGCUAACUUGGGGAAGAGCUCCAGGGUUCUGACAGGGAUGUUGCGAAGAAUCAUCCAGAACCGCAUCCUGGUCGUCAUCCUGGGCAUCAUCCUGGUCAUCACCAUCCUGACGGCGAUCACUUUUUCUGUCAGAAAACCCUGAUAUGUCUGCUCUUCCUUGAUAAACAGCAACAACGGCUUGUUCUGAGUAAUUAAGACAAAAUGGUCACAUGAAUCAUUCUUUUGCGCUGACAGGCCCUGAGUGACCCUCCCUCUCUCUCACCACCAUUCAGCUGAAGUGCAAAGAGUGUAAAAAUAUUUUCUAUUCCUGUGUGCAUGUGGGUUGGCUUCCUUUUCUAGAUUUGUCUUCACCCGGAUUUGUUUUUCGUAGGGGAAGGUGAAUGUUUAUUUGCCAUUUCUUCAUCUACUGACCCAAAUAGCCUUGGUGACAUUGUUCCUUGCCCUGUGGACAUGGCAGGGGUCCUCUCCCUGUUUGGGAGAGGGCAUGAUGAGUCAGUCACGGGGCUUCUGAUGGGCUGUGCUGUUUGUCACACACCUCUUAUCGCCGAAUUGCCCUUCUGUGAUGUCCAAGGAUAAAAAUGAAGAGAAAAGCAGAGGCCAGAGCCAGUGACCAGCUCCAGCAGCCCAACCCUGCUCCUCCCCAGGCAUAACGAAUCGAGUCAGCCUGCCUGAGUGCUUUCAUUGUCAAGGCGGGUGUUUAAUGUCAGGUGUGCAGGAAAUUGACUUAGCACGUUCCCUGUUUUUUCUAUGCAUAAUUUUUUUGUUUACCCAAGAAUAUUUUUGCUGAGCCUGCCCAAUAUCCUCUUUUCACAACUUGGAUUACUGGCUACAAGAACUAUUCCCUUACCUUCCAGAAAUCCCAUACUCCCCAGAAUUUGCUGGCACGGUAUUUAAUUGUGACCUCCUCUCCCCUGACCUGUGUAAGCAUCUCUGUAUCCUUUCGGUUUUAAUAUUUGCACUGCCAAAAGCAGCCCUCAGACAUGCAAAAGGUCUGACAGGGUUCUCUCCACAUCCAUUCCAGUAUGUAAAGAGAACAUGAAUAUUUCAGGAAAAGCAAGAACAUGACUCCUUCAGUGUGAAAUUUCAGAUGUGAUUAUAAAUAUGGGAGAGUCCUUUAGGAUGAGCCACUAGAAAUAAACUUUAUGGAAAAGGUUCACUAACCUCCUUUAAAAGAAUAAGGGAUUGCAGCGUGUUACAAAAGGACAGCUUGGGUUUUUUACUAACAAAUAUCAGCAAAGCCUUCUUGAAUUCACUAUGUAUUCAAACCUCUGACAUGCUUUGUGAUUUUCUUUGGUUUCUUUCUGUCCAAGGUAACCGGGAAAUUGCGUUCAGAAUGAGUUCAUUUAUGAUCAGGCUUAAAGUUGCCCAAGCUGAGGUCAUUUUCCCCGUAGUCAUAAAGCAAAAUGUUUUUUUCUUAAGACUUCAUAGGCACUUACAGGAUCCGUACUGUCUUUUGAAUAUAAUUGGAAGCUUUGAAUCCUUGAAAAGCAAACCUGUUCUCUUCAUAAAAAAUGCUAACCACCUGUGCCCAUGGAUUGACAUCACCUGGCUGCAACAGUUCAUUUUUUUUUUCCCCCCCCACUCGGAAGAGAACCAUUAUGGUUUAGAGAGGAAAUGCAGAAUGGUGAAAUCCACCAGAGAAAUCGUACUUAUCGAAACAGGCCGGGGCCUGCAUGUGUGCAGAUAAAUCAUUUAGUAUUGUGUAAAUAAAGCUGCAGCCUCUACUUCACAGGGAUGGUGUGGGAUUUUGGCAGAGGGAAGUAGGACGGUGAAGGAGUGGGAAGGCUGUGCUGAUUUUCCUAUCAGCUUAAGGGAUCUAUCUCAGCAAGAAUCUUUUAUUCUGCUAACGGAAUUCUGUAUGUGCUAAACACAUCGAAGAAACCAUUAAAAAGCAAAGAAACAAACAAAUAAUCUCCUUCUCGUUCUGAAACACUAAUGGUGGGCAAGUCUUAGACCAACGUCUCUGGUGGCUUCGUUUGAAACUGUUGAGCUUAGCUAACAAGUAUAACCAGUUAUCCAGCUACACCUCACUUCUCCCAACUCUUCCCAAGGCCGCCUGGCAAACCAGGUUGAUCUGAUCAUCUAAACUUGCUGGAUCCUAAAUAUUUCAUUAAAACCUUGCGUUCAUGUUAAAGUCGAUGAAAUGAGGAGGGAGUGCAUCAUUCACGUCUCAGUGGCUUUUUCUUUGGGGUUCCACCUCUUUAUCAGCUCUUGCCUGAGACUGUGCCCCAGUUCAACCUUGGAAGUGGGAAGAAUAGGAACAGAUAACUGUUGACUUGACAGCCCCAUCAAACCCGCCUCAAGAGAGACCCCCUGGCCUGGAGUGCUUUGUAGGAAGCUGGUCUGAAGGCCCCCUGAACUCCUGCCUGGCCCUCCCGGAUGCCGCAGGACAGACUCAAAGGAGCCCCCAUGGAGGCAAGUUGUUCUCCCUACUUCCCUGCUCCACUGGGGAAGACAGAAAGCCCACAAAUUCGAAGCAGGUCAUAGAUCUGUGAAAGGUUUUAGGAACUUAAUUUGUAGACUUUGAUUGAUGAAUAUUUCGAAAGUCGGGAGCCUUUGUUAAAAACUAUGUUCAAUGGGAGGGUCGGGGGGUGAAGAUGAAGACGCAGAGGAGGAAGAGGAGGAGGAAGCCCUUGCCAUAUAAAAUUCAUGCAGACUAAACAGUUUCCCUGAUAGAAUAAAUAAAGCGAUGCUCCCCUUCUCCAGAAUCAAAAGCAAUUUAAUUAAAGUCUCUUAAGUUGUAAAGAGUUUUAAAUGUUCCAGGGUGAAGGCGAAUGCCUGCAAAUGCAGCAGGCUUGACGUCAGCUGCCAGGCCUGGGCCGGGAGGCCAUUUGCUAUUCUGUUUAAGGCAGGCUGGAUUGUCUUAUUUUGGAACCAGCUUGGUGGGGGGUUUGCUUUGCUACUGCUUCUGAGCCCUGAGCUUCAAAGGCAGAAAUUAAUGGUGAACAAAAUUGUGCGGCUCUGGCCGUCCCAUGCGGGGCAAGCCCAUUGAGGGUUAUCAUUAAGUAAAGAAAUAAAGAGGGGGGAAAAAGCCUGCCUAUUCCAGAAACCUCAUCAGAUAAUGACCUCAGUGAUUGGGUUUUCAUUACCAAACAGCAUCCAGAGAUUAUCUACCCCCUGGAAGAAGGGAGGGGGAAGAAAAGAAAGAAAGAAAAGCAACUCUCUUUCUCUCCCUCUCUUCCUCCUUUUUUUUUUUUUUUUUGCACAUCUUUUCUUUAAAACUGUCAGAUCAUUUCAGUAUUUCAAAUCCGAGGAAAACAGCCUGCCUGCUGCUGUAUUUGAAGUUGUAAUGGUGUCAAAAAGUCACGACUGACUGACAGCCGUCAGUCCCAGAGGGGCUCAUUAAAUCAUAAAAACUUGACAAGGAAAUAAUUGCGCAUUGCUAGCAACUUGGCGCCUGUUUAGACGUUUUUAUUUUCUUUCAUUAUUAGUCCCCACCAUUACGUUCAUUAACAAAUUGCAUUAAACAACUGUUAAGGGCUAAUGAUUUGUUUAUCGCUUUUUUUAUUAUUAUUAUUUAAACAUUAGCUGUGUCAUGUGGUACCCCUGCAGCCUCUUGCCAUCAUCUGACUGAAUAUUUUUCCACUCCGAGCUCUGGGUACUGUUGGAAUAUGAAAUAGAUUAUUCAUUACUCUCCUCUUUGCCACUGAUUUGGUUUCAUGUAGCGUCUUCCACAGAGAAAGAUGAAAACUUGUCAAAAAUAGGUUAUAUCUUAUUCGAAGGGGCAACAAUAGCAGCAGGUACAGGCACAUUUAAUAUUUAAUUAAGGUGGAUGUUAACCCCUUUAAAUGACUUUAGCUGUAAUUCUAUUCAGAUGCAGAGGAGAAAAAUAAUUGUUCUUAAUUUGCAACCUAUUCAGCAGACAUUCUUCAUGGAGUUAGGUGGAAAUUUAGAGUAGAAUUUUUAAAUAAUGAAAUUUCCCAUCAUACAUAUUUAUAGCCGUUUGUCUACGUAGUUGAGAAUUAACUACAAGCAAUGAUUUCCUCAUCUCUGGUUUGAACUGCUAGCCUAGUGGGGCACUCGGUGCUUAGGAUGGAGAUGGCUUUCCUGGGAGAAAUGUGUAUCCAGAGCCCAGGACAGUUGGUUGGUUGUGAUUGAGGCUGGUUUCAAAGGAACCACUGUGAGUCCCCUGUCUCUGGUCCACUUGCCUCUCCCUUUAGCUGAGUGUGUGGUUGGAGGACUGUGGUCUGAAGUGAGAGUAAGUAGGAACUUCUUAAAGGAACACUUGUGUGUCUGGUUGGCUGGUGCAGGGAGGCUGUGAUGGGGAGAUGUCUGGGGCGUCUCUGUGUAGUCAAUGAGCUCAUUGCAGACAGUGCUACCCUAAUAGACAACAGGAGCCAUGCUUUGCUGGGAUGACCUUCUGCCUUUUUUCCUUUCUGUGACUUGCCAUUGGUGAAAUGAUCAACUUUUCCAUGGGCUAUAAGCGUGACGGAAAAAGCUCCAUCAUCAUCAUCAUCAUCCCAAGUCAGAAGUCAAUGGCAUUCUCUAUGCUGUAACUGCUGGCUGCAUCGGAUCACCCUGUUUGAUUCAAUGAGUUCACGUAACCAUGGAAGCCGCUCUCAGAGGCCUGAUUCAUUGGUACUUCAGGGCUGGGGUGUUCUGGUCAAUAUCAGGAAACAGGGAGUACUUUCUCCCAGCCUGUUUCUACUCCCACCCACUCAUCCCCCAGAGAGACCAGACCCCUUGGGCAGCUAUGCCAUGGAUGUGAAGGGGAGAGAUGGUACAUGUUCCUUGCUCAGCACAGCAUCUCUCAGCAUCACCCACCCAAGGACAGAUGAUCCUACAGGUGCUGUCACACAGGAGGGGCCAAUCCAGCAGGCAUGAGCCAAGUGAGGCCUGGCCUCAAUCCUCUUACCUCACUGUAGGCAUAGAAACAACAGACACACCAGGGUCUAGGGAGUCUCAAGUCUCCAUUUCAGUCCACUCCAAAUUAGCCACAUGACAACUUGCCACCUUUGAGAUGGCCUCCACACCUCAGCAGAAGGCACACUCAGAGUCGUUUGUCCAGAAGGAAGGAGGACUCUGUGGUAAGCCAUCCCCAGUCCAACUCCCAGAGACUGAUUGAGGAUACUGCCUGAGAAGAGACACCAACCCUGAACUUGACCUCUGCCUGUGGUGUAACUCACUAAACUUAAACUAAACCCCAGGAAACAUUCUUGUUUAUGUGGCUUUACUCUGUCUGCAGCCCAUUGGGCUCAAACCAGUGGUUCUGCCAGAGGCUGUUCACAUUAUGUGACUAGUCAGGUGGCUCUUAGACAAGAUGUCAACCUUUUUAAAAUGGGGCAGGUGACUGUGUGGACAACUCAGAAAAGUUCUUGAAGCCACAGGCACUGCACGCAAGAAGGGAGACAUUGAAGGGUAACCAAGAGCAGCCAGGCACAGGCAGGAGAAUCGUGGGUGUGAUUGGAGCCGAGGCUGGAUACAGGGUCUCGAAAUGGGUGAUUGAGCCAGGGUCAGUGUCCCCUCCUGUUGUGGAGGCGGGAAGACACAGGGAGUACUGAGAGAGACUGCCCAUCUCUGCUAAGAUUCUAGGUCAAUAACAAGGUGAAUGCUCCAGAGCCAGCUUACCAGAGGCAAGUAGGGCAAAAACAAAAUGGCAGGGCAAACCAGCAUGGUGGGGCAAACCCAAAAUGGCAGGACGACUGGAUUGGGAAUGUAUGAGGAGGUGAGGAACAGAUGGUGUGCAGGUUAAGGAUGGAUUCCCCAGCACCAGAGGUUAGGAGAUGGUAAGUGGGGUUCAUCCCAGGGAAUACCAAGAGGGAGGGGCGCAGGAAAGUAGCCCCACUUUGUGCCACCCUGGGCCCAUCAUUGCCUUCUUCAGGAGAAGCCAAAGGAGGGAAAAGGCAGGGCGCAUCUCUCCCAGGACCCCCACCCAAAUCACACACAACCCCUGUUGCGACGCCUCGCGGGGCUCCCAGCACGAUGUGGGGAAAGCACUUUCUCAUCCUGAAUCACCUCGUUGCUCACGCUACAUAAGUAACGAAGGCCUCGCAGAGAGAGGGGGAAAUGCCAGGAAGCAGAGCUCUGGACUGUGAUUCUGUGAACUCGUGCGUCCCCUCCUUCCCUUCAUCCAAACAAGGCCCUGUGGCGUGAAUAAUAGCUCAGCGGCCCGAAGCCCGUAUUGAUCGGCUGCACACGCCGCCGCUCCGCUGAGAGCUGCUUGGACUUUUCCUGGGGGCAGGACGGGCACCACUCGGUGCAGCCCGCCUCCCCGCACUUCCCCCGGCCUCCCCCAGGUGUGCUCAGGAGGGCACAGUACCGGGGGGAGCUAAGGCCCUUCUCCAGCUCAGUGCUUUGUUGCCUCAACUUUUUUGUUUUUAACUUAUUUUGCCAGGAAAAGUACUUGAGUUGGAAAGAAAUGUUUUUUGCAUGAUGAGGCCCCACAGAGUUGAGAAUGACUAUAUCCUCAGGCUCCAGCUUCCUCCAGAAGGUUCUGCCAAAGACCCAGGCCACAGAAGCAUCCUCAGCUGACACUUAGGGAGGCCUACUGUAUGCCCAGCAUUGGGCUAAGCACUUUGGCACACCGUACUGCAUUUUCCUGUUCACUUGCCCUGUCUUACACCAUCAGAAGGGAGAGGAGCCGAGAAUGUGGCUAGAAUCCAUCACCCUCUUGGGGGAUGGGAGCUGCUGCUAAAUUCAGUGGAGAAGCGUCAGCCGUAGGCUGGUGAACACGCAGAGACUGAAGCCUGCUAGCCCCCCUCCCUAAGGCUCUGACCGCACUAUCCCCUUUCCUUGUUCGAUUCUUUUCUGGACACGAAGUGGCCAAGGCCUUAGUCCUCUGCGGGAUGUACAAUUGGAAGGUGAGCCAGGCCCCUGUGUGGUGACACCCUACAGGCUGGUAGAUACCUGAAAUCCCACCUUUAAAGAUUCACUCCUUUGGUUUCUAACCUUGAACCCUGUGAAAAUGCAGAUUCUUUUUCCCCUAGGCAGCUUCAGUCCCAUCAGCCACUGCUCUGUCUGGGCGAAGUGAAUUCCUGGGGGAGAUUUUGGUUUGGCGGGAGGAGAGACCCACCACUCGAGGCAGCAGGUAGUGGUCUUUGGGAGAAGAGAUAGAAGGGAAGAGGGCCUAGGUUCCCUGGGACCAGUUCCCUGGAGGUUUCUCCUGGGCUCAGCUGCCCUUUGGGUAAUGGAUGGGUUACUGGAGACACAGCCUUGCCCUGGAAGCCCACACACCCUGGCCAGGGCCCAGGGCGGCUCAGGCAAACAUGGGGGCUCUGUCAAGGAGAGAUAACUGGUUGAGGGUCCUCAGGCACAUCCCACAGCAGUGCCCUUGCUGAGAAGGAGGAGAGAGAGCAUGAAGGCAGGGGGUGGAGUUGGAACGGUUAACCUUGGCGUCCAGCAGAGUGCUUCCCUCCAUGAGCUGCUCCAGCCUCGUCUCGUCCCGGCCCUGCCGAGGGUGAGAGGAGGCCAAGGCCACUGCAGUGCACAAUUUGGCAUUUGGGGAAGAGCCCAAAAUAGAUUGUUUUUGCCCUCAGCAGACCUUCCCCACACUGCUCUAUCCAGGGGUCUUGGCACAGCAGGGACAUUGUGACUGUCAGAGCCUCUCUCUGCUUAAUUUCCGUCUUCUCUUCAUCCAAGCCCACCUCUCCCGAGAAAUUACAGAGUGAGGAGAGCUAGAUGGCUUCAAUGAGCUCAUUAUUGUCCCCAAGACUUCUAAAUAAUCAAACCUUUCCCUGAUUGAAGCAUGAGAGGUGUAAUCAGAUUUAUUCAGUAAAUAUUCAUUGAGCAUCUACUCAGUUCCAGGCCCCAAAGGCACAUGCUGAAUGAGACAGAUGAUAGACAACGAGUAAGACAGUCCCACAGCCCUGGGGCCGCAGGUCAAAAAGCUGUGUUCAUUCCCAGUGUCCUGACUUGCUGUCUGAUCUCAGGCAAGUCACUGUCGGGGUCUAAAAACCAUGUGGCGAUGCCCUGCCUCUGCCACCUUCCACUGCUGGCCCUGAGGUUAGUGCCCCAUCUCCAUGAGUUGCUUGGCAAAGCCAUCACCAAACAAUGGUGCUGUAUGUUCAUUCCUCCUUGCAAUUUCCGUGGCUACGUUUGCAAAAUUGCACCAUUAGCAUAUGACUAGGGUUGACACUUGAUUUCAAGUGACUAAGUCCCCAUCAGCACUGGCCCCUUGUCCAGGACCAGCCCAGGAGAGGCAGGGGACAGGAAUGGGGACAUUCAGACUGGGACUGACU
Diceros bicornis minor is the source of this 9084-nucleotide messenger RNA. RefSeq names its product vesicle transport through interaction with t-SNAREs 1A (gene VTI1A). Gene Ontology annotation, molecular function: SNAP receptor activity; SNARE binding. The coding region runs from base 375 to 1049 and encodes 224 amino acids. NCBI's taxonomy places the organism in Eukaryota, Metazoa, Chordata, Mammalia, Perissodactyla, Rhinocerotidae. The transcript is spliced from 9 exons. Gene Ontology annotation, biological process: macroautophagy; intracellular protein transport; intra-Golgi vesicle-mediated transport. The record is from RefSeq and is a predicted model, not a curated record. Gene Ontology annotation, cellular component: endoplasmic reticulum membrane; late endosome membrane; ER to Golgi transport vesicle membrane.